This is a messenger RNA of Debaryomyces hansenii CBS767, 351 nucleotides long. Its product is annotated as DEHA2A11154p. The record is from RefSeq and is a predicted model, not a curated record. Bases 1 to 351 code for a protein of 116 amino acids. The transcript has a single exon. Lineage: Eukaryota; Fungi; Ascomycota; Pichiomycetes; Serinales; Debaryomycetaceae.
AUGAAAUUCUUAUCUGUUGCUACCCUUGUUACUAUUGCCUUAGCAGUCUUUGUUGAAGCAGAAAAUUUUGACGACAAACGUGAAGAUCUUAAAGAUGAUCAUGACGAUGAAGUGGAGAAUCUUUCGAAAGACUACUAUCCUAACAAAGUCUGUGAUAGGUAUUGUAACCAAGUUUAUUCUUACGGUAAAAAGUAUGAACAUAGCAAGAAUUGGAAAAAAUACCUCUGCUCGAGGGAUUUCCAUAGAGACCUUGAUAGAUGCAAGUACGGCUGUCGAAAGAACUAUUACCACAAUCAUUGGAGCAAAUAUAUCGAUCCUUACUACAAAAAGAACUGUGGAAGGUAUAUCUAA